This is a messenger RNA of Limulus polyphemus (Atlantic horseshoe crab), 1671 nucleotides long. Its product is annotated as sodium channel protein para-like. The transcript has 7 exons. Gene Ontology annotation, cellular component: plasma membrane; voltage-gated sodium channel complex. The record is from RefSeq and is a predicted model, not a curated record. Gene Ontology annotation, biological process: sodium ion transmembrane transport; membrane depolarization during action potential; neuronal action potential. Bases 652 to 1671 code for a protein of 339 amino acids. NCBI's taxonomy places the organism in Eukaryota, Metazoa, Arthropoda, Merostomata, Xiphosura, Limulidae. Gene Ontology annotation, molecular function: voltage-gated sodium channel activity.
CAGUCUUUCUCAUUGCUACUUUCGACCAAUUCUGUUCUGCUGAACUGUCCACUACUGAACUUCUAGUCCAGUUGCCUUUCACCAGUUGUCUGAAGUCAUUGCUCGUUCAUAGUCUUGCUAGCUUCAUACUAUGUGGGCCAGUUCCACAUGGGGAAUAUAACUCUAUUGACCUCUUGCAUUCGCAAAGAUGUGCCCCAUUUCUUACUAAUAGAUUAUUCGCUAAGAAUUUGAAACUUCUGAUAAUUAGCAAACAUGUUCCAGUACAGAAAAUUGCACAUAUGUAUCUUUAAUAUGGCGCACGAAAGUUAAAUAGACUUCAAUAAAACCAAAAGCUAGAGAAGUUAUUAUCAGGAUCAUCAUCAGAAAAGUAUUUCGUAUUCUUUCACUCAAGGAUUCGAACUGUUUGCCAAAAUAAGGGCUCACAGUGGUGCAUGUACUAAUCGGCCCCGCGAAUAUCACUAGUGGACGACGUCAACUGGUUGGUACAGCAUGUGAAUUGGUAACAAUAUUUUCCUGGUGACGGCUAAUUGUUGGUUUUCUGGACAUCUGUAUAAUUUUUUUCCAGUGAUAGUUCAUACAAUGUUUAUUCUGGUUUCUUCCCAGCCAACAAGGUCGUGCCUACGCUUCUGAGACUCCUUAGGUCGUAUCGACAUGAACUCCACUGUGUUGGAGGAUCAGUCAGAUGAAGAGCUGCCCCUAUUCCGUCCCUUCACCAGGGAGUCUUUGGCGGCUAUUGAGGCUCGUAUUGCGGAGGAAAUCGCCAGAAAGAAGGAGCAAGCCCCAAAAACGGAAGAGGGGGCGGCGGGAUUGGCGGAUUCGGACAUAUACACUUCCGCCCAUACGGAAGAAGACCUCAAGCCUGAUCCUCUACUAGCGGCUGCCAUGCCCCUACCUAAAUCACUGCAUUCUCAGCUACCCCUGGAACUAAUCGCCACUCCCGUUGAGGACAUUGAUCCAUUCUACGAAAAUAAAUUGACGUUUGUUGUCAUCAGUAACGGUAAAGAUGUAUUUCGGUUCAGUGCCACUAACGCCCUCUGGAUCCUGAGUCCUUUCAAUCCCAUCCGUCGAGUCGCCAUCUAUGUACUCGUCCAUCCUAUAUUUAGCUUUUUGGUCAUUAUUACCAUUCUCAUUAACUGCAUCCUCAUGACGCUGCCCUCUAACGAAAAAAUAGAACAGUCCGAAAUCAUCUUCACAACAAUCUACACUGUUGAAUCUGUUGUAAAGGUGACUGCUCGUGGUUUUAUACUAGAACGCUUUACAUAUCUUCGAGAUCCCUGGAACUGGUUGGACUUUAUCGUGAUAACAUUAGCGUACCUGACAAUGGGAGUUGAAUUAGGUAAUCUGAGUGCCCUCAGGACGUUUCGUGUACUUAGAGCCUUAAAGACAGUAGCCAUUGUUCCAGGUUUGAAAACCAUUGUUGGUGCAGUGAUAGAAUCUGUAAAGAACCUGAAGGAUGUGAUUAUUUUGACAGUGUUCUCAUUAUCUGUUUAUGCCUUAUUGGGUUUACAAAUAUAUAUGGGUGUUCUAACUCAAAAGUGUGUUGAAAUUCCACCUGCCAACUUAUCUCAUGCAGAAUAUCCAAUCUUUAUAAGUAAUGAAAGAUGUCUGUAUUCACCUAACAGUACUGGAACAUCAUACAAAACUAUUCUGGAAUGUAGACCAAGUGGGUGA